AAUUUACAAUAAAAACAUCAUUUGCAAAAACUCGUAAGACAUUUACUUGGCCUAUUGACAUUUCAGAUGUGUUGUUAGAUAACUUAAAGAAAGAAAUUAUUAGUGUUUUAUCACCUUUAGAAGAUACCAUGCUAGAAUAUAUGACUUUACAUUUCAGUAGAGAAAAUGAUGAAAGCCCUGAAACACUAGCAAUAACAGAUGAUCAUAGUCUUCGAGAGUACCUAAAAACAUGUGCUAAAUUAAAAUUCAUGAUCCUCAAAGUUCAAGUUUUUACAUCGCAAAAACCAUUUACAAAAUGGGAUUUAAAAAGUGUAGCUGAACUAUGGAAGUUACCUCCAAAUUUUGAAGAAUUUCCCAAGUUCAAUUGUCCAAUGCAUCAACUUGAUGGUAAUAAAGAAUUGUUAGAACACCUAUAUUAUGAAUUGAAGCUUCGUCAAUUAGUAGUAUAUGGAAACUUAGAAGCUGUCAGAAGUAAGUUUGUAGUACCAUUUCUAGUAACUGCAGCAUCAGUAUUUGAUGGUAAAGUAAAAAUGUAUCCAGAAUAUGAAAUAAGUGGGAAAUAUGGUCGUGGUCCAUUGGAUUUCUGUCUUUAUUUAGGAGAAAUAAUUAUUGGUGUUGUAGAGGUUAAGAAUGAAAAUUUCAAUCAAGGUGUUGCACAAUGUAGCAUGCAGCUUUACACAUCACUUGAAGAAAACAAAAAACGAAAAUAUAAUGAAACAGAAGAUCUGGAUAUCAAUAUAGCAUUUGGAAUAGUCACAGAUAGCCGUUUAUGGUAUUUUUUUGAAUGUAAUAUGCAAGACAAUUCACCAAAAUUUAAGAUACACUCAAAAGAAGGGACAGCAAUUGAUUGGGGUGAAGAAGGAGCGACGAAGAAAGGGGUAGAUAAAGUCUUAGGAUACAUUUUGGGGUUGUUAAAAAAUUCAGAAAGUUUGGUAAAUUCAAUUCGUUGA
Messenger RNA from Entrophospora candida, 950 nucleotides. The record is from the annotation of a GenBank genome assembly. NCBI's taxonomy places the organism in Eukaryota, Fungi, Glomeromycota, Glomeromycetes, Entrophosporales, Entrophosporaceae.